CCCUCCCUCUUCUUUUCUCCCCGUUCGUCCUCGCUGUAAAGCGAGAGGGAGCACGUUCUAGGCGUGACUCCGUGGUCCUCCACCGACGCACCACCACUCCCACCUGCCCCCUCUCUUUAUCCUCUCAGGGCCAAACCCUAGCUCGCCCUCCUCCUCCUUCCUCACGCGCCGCCACUCCCUUCUUCUCCCCUCACCUUUCUUUUCUCUCUGUGAGCAAAACAAAGAAGAACAACCUCACAGAACCGCCACCUCCUCUCCAUGGCGCCGCCGCUCCACUGCAUCCCCCGUCGUUCUGAGGGCACCGAAAGAUGCGCCUCGUCUUCCUCUCCAUCCCCAUGCAAGGAAUCGCCCCGGGACGCCUCAAAUCGCCGGCAAAUUCGCCGAUUCCGUUCCCAUCCAGCCGGUGUACCCCCGACGCCAUCUCCCUUGCCCCGGUUUGCUCCCAGACGCCGAAGCCAUCUCCAACCAGAGCUCCUUCACGAUGACCGCCAUGGCUGCUCAGUUUCAUCUCCGCCACGGGUUGGUUCAAGUUGCCCCGCGCCCUACUCUUGUCAUCAUCAGAACAGACAGUACAGUGAUCCCGCAGGCCCAGAUGGUUUUCUUUCAUGUGGCCUCUUCUAAAUCAACAAUAGCAGCUAGCUCAUCUGGUUCGUUCGGCCCAAUUCGUUGCAUGAGAUCCCGUGUUCAAUUCUUGUUGGAGGCGAAAUUACCUUGCCAGUCUUUUUCUGCUCCAGAUCCGCUGUUGGGCCUCGAUCUGUGUUCCUCCCGCUGCAGCCAUCACGCGCGCGGCCCGAAGCUAUCUGUCGCCGCUCGCAGGCGAGAACUGGGCCGGCCCAUGCACGCUAGACCUUCCUCUCGCCGACCAGCAUUUGCUUCUUCCCGGAUAGGAUCACGAAGUGGUGCGGUGAGAUACGCCAAGUUCUCCGGAUGUCCCUCGGCAAGCUUUAACAGGUAUGAAGAUCGGUACGAUGAAGAACGACGCUAGCAAGGUUACCCUUCCGGCUUGGCCUGGGCAGGGUUAUGGAUGCCACUUGGUUAUCUUCAGGACUCUUAGUCCAAUUUGUAUCUUGUCUGUACUCGGAUGUAUUUGAUCUUCUGUAUGAUUUGGAUCUUUGUAUUGUAUAUUUGUAUCUUGACUCGUUGGAGUCGUUGUUGUAAUAUAUGUUUCUUGUGGGCUCUA
Messenger RNA from Lolium perenne, 1180 nucleotides. The record is from RefSeq and is a predicted model, not a curated record. Lineage: Eukaryota; Viridiplantae; Streptophyta; Magnoliopsida; Poales; Poaceae.